UCCUGGGCGUGGUCAUGUGACUUUUGGUCACGUGACUCGUCAUCGGUGAAGUCCCUCUCCGCCAGUUUGCAGCAAAAAUGUGCGGCUCCGUGGUGCUUUUCUGGCUCUGCGCGUCCGCUGUGCUCGUCCGUGAUGGGCUGUGCGCGCCCCCGCCACCCAAAGAGGCGUGGAACUACGUGGAGGUGAGGGACGGGGCCCACAUGUUCUGGUGGCUCUAUCACGCCGACGCUGGGUUCCGGGAGCUCCCGCUGGUCAUGUGGCUGCAGGGUGGACCCGGGGGGUCUGGAAGCGGAUUUGGAAACUUUGAGGAAAUCGGGCCCUUGGAUCGGGAUCUACAGCCCAGAAGCACCAGUUGGGUGAAGGCGGCCAGCGUGCUCUUUGUGGACAACCCCGUGGGCACCGGCUUCAGCUUCGUGGACCGGGCCGACGGCUUCGCCACAGACGUGUCCAUGGUGGCCUCGGACAUGCUGGUGCUGCUCCAGAACUUCUUCACGGAGCGGCCCGAGUUCCAGAGCAUCCCCUUCUACAUCUUCUCUGAGUCGUAUGGAGGGAAGAUGGCCGCUGCCAUCUCCUUGGAGCUCACAAAGGCUGUGGCUCAGGGGUCGGUCAAAUGCAGCUUUGCCGGUGUGGCUCUGGGAGACUCGUGGAUUUCACCGCUGGACUCUGUCAUGACGUGGGGUCCGUACCUCUACACCACGUCCCUGCUGGACGACUCGGGCCUGGCGGACGUGAGCGGCGCGGCGGAGGCGGUGAAGCAGGCCGUGGAGCAGCAGAGCUUCCUGAAGGCCACAGAGCUGUGGUCCGUGGCUGAGACGGUGGUGGAGCAGAACACAAACGGAGUGAAUUUCUACAACAUCCUGACGCAGGAGUCAGAGGACAAACGGAGGUUUUCCGCUGCGAAGGACUUCAUCUCUCUGCAGGCUCUGCGGCACGUCAGCCCCCUCCAGAGGCCGUCCCUGAGCCAGCUCAUGAACGGACCAAUCAGGAAGAAGCUGGGCAUCAUUCCCCAGAAUGUCACCUGGGGAGGUCAGGCGGAGGACGUGUUCAGCAACAUGGCAGGAGACUUCAUGAAGCCGGUGGUGGACGUGGUCGACCAGCUGCUGAGCGCCGGCGUCAACGUCACGGUCUACAACGGCCAGCUGGACCUCAUCGUGGACACGUUGGGUCAGGAGCAGUGGGUCAAGCGGCUCAAAUGGGACGGCCUUCCCGGCUUCAGCAAGCUGCGCUGGACGCCGCUGGAUGACCCCGCCUCACAGGGGGCGACCGGAGCCUUCUACAAGACCUACAAGAACUUCUCCUUCUACUGGAUCCUGAAAGCUGGUCACAUGAUCCCGUCAGACCAGGGAGCGAUGGCCCUGAAGAUGCUGAAGAUGGUCACUCAGCAGGACUGAUGGUCCUCUGAAGCCGCCUGAACGCCUCAGACAAUCACUAAUGAUCCAAAAUCCCAACUGCAGUUUGGUUUGAUUCUACGUUUUGUAUGUCUGCGUCCAAAGAAUCAAUAAAGUUUUUAUUUGUAAA
Oryzias latipes (Japanese medaka) is the source of this 1518-nucleotide messenger RNA. It is a transcript of the gene scpep1, whose product is annotated as serine carboxypeptidase 1. NCBI's taxonomy places the organism in Eukaryota, Metazoa, Chordata, Actinopteri, Beloniformes, Adrianichthyidae. Gene Ontology annotation, biological process: proteolysis. The record is from RefSeq and is a predicted model, not a curated record. Gene Ontology annotation, molecular function: serine-type carboxypeptidase activity.